AUGGGUCGCAAACCCAACGCGCUCAUCCUCGAGUUCUUUAUUCGAGGGCAGAAACUCGAGGAUGCUAGUAAUCGCUAUCAGCAUACAUGCAAGGCGUGCGGCGAAAAAUUUCCUAAAGGUCGCAUUGACAGCCUCACCAAUCACCUGGUGAAGAAAUGCCAGGCGAUCCCGCUACGGGACCGACAACGCGUCCUGUUGCGACUCCAUGAAUUGCCCGACCUCGCCGAUGGUGACCAGAACAAAGACCCGAAUGCUGCCGGACAGAACAAGGGAAAGACGGGCGACGUACCCUUCACGACGCGACAAAAUUUCGACGGCCUGAAUGUGUUGGCCGAGGCGUCGAGACAAGUGGGUGCUUCUGACCAGUCUAAGCGAGGACCUGCUUAUACGCAGUCUGUCACCGUUGGUGGAAAGACUGUGGUUGUUGACCCUGCGCUUGAGGCAGAGGGAUUUCAGGGCCACCCUGCUCAGUCUGAGCAAAUGGACGAGGACGUGAAGGUUCCUGUAUCUCCCCAAUCGCCCAACGACGCGACGGCGAUUCCUUCACUCCCUCCUACCGGUUCGCUUGAUCCAACCUCGUCCACUUCUCCGCCACUGCCAGAGACUUCUUUGACUCCUGACCCAACCGCCACUUCUCGGCAGUCGCAGCUGUCUAUGAUCGCCGCAUCUGCUAGUGAAAUGAUGGGUUCUGCAUGGAACCAACAGCUCUCGACUCAGGAACAAUUGUUGUUCGACAGCCUUCAGGAGCAUGAUCCGACGCUGACCGCAGCGACCCAACGCGCAGCCUCCUUUCCUCGUCCCAUUGCGAUGAAUCCGAACUCUCAGGCCAAGGGUUUUGUGAACGAGUUUGGCAAUUCCACCAAACCGGCUAAGCCCAAGGUUCGCGGUCGGUUCUCUGCAGCUAGACGCAGAGAGGUUCAGGAAGUGAGGAAAAGGGGUGCGUGCAUACGGUGUCGCAUGCUCAAGAAACCUUGCUCUGGGGACAGCCCGUGUACCACCUGCGCUAGUGUCGAAAGUGCACGUCUGUGGAAACACCCUUGCAUCCGCACUCGAAUUGCGGAGGAGUUUGAAUUGUACAAUGCCAACCUGCACGCAACGUUGGCUUAUCACGAUGUUAGUAGUAUACGAAACCAGGUCAAGUUUGAACACUAUGCAGGACGUAUUGAAGUCACCCAUUUUGAAGAGAGCAUGGUCUUCGUUACCUUCAGUGGGCUCCAGGGCCAUAAGGCAUCGGCCUCGGCACUUGAUCCCCAACUUCAGGGACUUGGUGACGAGACUCAAUUCCAGGGUCCUCUUCAAGAAAUCUACCUGCUAGACAGCGACCAAGAUGAUUUACCGGGGAAAAUUGAGAUGUAUAUUAAGAAAACGGCGCCGUUUUUCUACGAGCGCGAGGCUUCCGAAGUCAUGAGACCUACCUUGAUGCUAGCAGCAGAGCUGGCCCAGCAGAAGAAGGAUUUAUUAUUAGAAAGGGUGCUGGAGUUGUGGGUUGCCACACAUAUUCUGGUUGACGCGGAGCUGCAUUGGAAGACUUUUAGCAAUCCGACCCUACCGCCUGCUUCGUUGCAUUCCCUUGGGCAGACAGCGGAUGAGGGGCGUAUCCCAAUUGACGAGAUUACAAACGCUGAGUCUUACGCACUAUUGUGCGGCCAGCUGCGCUCUGCAACCGAGAAGCGAGCAUCGUCCCUAAGCAAGUCGGUGAUGAAUGACCUGGAACGGAGGCUGCUCCAGCGCCAGCAGAGCGGCUGGUUUGAGACCUUCCUAGUUUCUCUCAUUCUUUUGAACUGUGUAGAGAGGACCUGCUGGCUGUUCCGGUCCUGGGAUGAUGAGAACUUUGCACAGCGGUGGCCGCUUGACAAGCGCCCUCCAUACUAUGCGACGCAGGGCGACCGUUUCUCGGAUAUAUUGCACAUGUUGUUGAAGAUGCGCAGUCUACCACCCAAGGCGACCCCGCUGCAGGACGGCGGAAUCUUAAAGGCCGUGGACGGUAGCGAUGAGAACGCGAUCCGCUGGUUCGACAUGAUCAAAAUUUCCCCACUUUUCCUUGAACAGCGCCUAGCUGCAGGAUUCGACCCCACUGAUUCUCGAUCGUUUGACUUCCGUUAUGGGGCGAAGUUGCUCCCGCCUGCGAAUGUGUAUGCGUGA
Messenger RNA from Aspergillus puulaauensis, 2142 nucleotides. RefSeq lists its product as uncharacterized. Lineage: Eukaryota; Fungi; Ascomycota; Eurotiomycetes; Eurotiales; Aspergillaceae. Gene Ontology annotation, biological process: regulation of DNA-templated transcription. The coding region runs from base 1 to 2142 and encodes 713 amino acids. The record is from RefSeq and is a predicted model, not a curated record. Gene Ontology annotation, molecular function: DNA-binding transcription factor activity, RNA polymerase II-specific; zinc ion binding. The transcript is spliced from 7 exons.